CUAAUAUAAAUAAAAUAUAGAAUAUUAAACAAAAUAAUCAAAUCAAAACAUUGAUUCAACACGAUUUAAAUAUGUGAAAAUUUGACAAAGUUGUUAAUUAUUUAAAAUUUAUCAAAUUAAGCAAAUCCAGCAAAAUUACACAAUUUAUGUAAAGAAAUUUUGUGACGAAAUUAAUUAAAACGACUAGAGAUAGCAUUUAUGUAAAGGAAAAUUUUUAAGCCACCCGCUUCGUACAUAUUUUUUAUUAAAUUUUUUUCUGGUUGUAUCUAAGUGUCUUUCGGGUUUUAUUUUGUUUAUUUGUUUCAAGAAUCAAAUGGAGCUCGAGUUCGAAAACACAAGCAAUUAAUUGGAAUCUCGUUUAAGCCGCCAAGCUGAGUUAGAAAAUUGCGGCCAAGUUGUCUCUUCCCCCCCAAAACUGUCAUUGUCUUUGGCAUUGGGUAACAUUUUAAUUGAAAAAGUUUUUGCCAGCAGCUUGCACACACUUGCAGUGAGAUGACUGUGAAAUUGGCCAAGCUGUUUGGCGGCAUGGCAGCGGGCAAUGGCACUGGUUCCAUGGGGGAUUCCCUGGACAAUGUUGGCAGUCACCAGCAGCAACAGCAACAGCAGCAGCAACAGCAACAGCAACAGCAGCAGCAACACCUGCAACAACACCAAAACUUUCAGCAGCAGCAGCAACAUGCCUCACAGCAGCAGCAGCAGCCACCGCCUUUGCCACCGCCGAAUGCAAACAUGAAAACCCUAAAGUACUAUGAACAUCUGCAGGACACUUACGACUGUCAUGAUCUAAUGCUUGGCCAGGAUCAGGAUCACGAUGACUACGAGGAUAACAUGUCGUUGAGCUCGGCCUGCAUGCAGCGUAAUCAUCCCUACAAUAAUUCACAGAGACCACUGCUAGGAGAUCGACGUCCCCAACUCACUGUGAUGAGUGUUGGGAAAAAGAACAAAUCCAAUGGAGCAGCUAAUAUCCAUCACCAGCAAUCCCUGCCCCUGCCACCCUUGCCACCGGCAAGGAGCUACAUUUCACCGUAUGUGCAACAACAGAAGCGGGAUAGUGCCAAGGGAUUGCAUGGAUUCAAUGAUUUUGAUGCCUUGUCGCAGCAAUAUAAUCAGCAUUUGCAGAGUCCUCACAUUGGUUAUCCCUAUGGAAGUCCACCAUCGCCGACAGCUCAGUCCCGGGACUUUUGUUUCGAUCGACAGAUGACAACGGGUACCGGUCAAGGCAUCAUCUCGAGCAGCAGUUCCAGCAAUUGCAGCAGCUCUCACACCACAUCUACAUCCUCACCCACCAGAUAUUAUCCAGAUUCGCGUUUCGAGGAUGACUUUUGUAUGCGUCGUCCUGCGGGUAAUUCACCGCCGCCAUCGUUGCCACCUCAGGCAUGUGGUGGUAGUAAUGGAGGUCCCUUUAUUUUCGGGAUUGCACCGGAGCAACAGGCCACGGAUUAUGGAUGCAAUCCGUUGCCACCAACGCCCCCGCAGCAGCAAAAGCAUCAAACUGUGAUAAGCCGAAGUCCUUUGCAACAAUCCCUGAGUGACACAAGUGCAGCCAGCAGUGGCAAAGGAUCUAAAUUCUUAUUGCGCAAACGUAAAUCAAAGAAAACAAAUGCAGCAAAUUCAACAGCAGCUGAAGUGGCAACAAACACCAAAAAAGGUGUCAAAAAGACUGGCAGCACACCAUCUCAACCCUCGAUCAAGUGCGUCCUAGUGGGCGAUGGAGCCGUGGGCAAGACGAAUUUGAUCCUUUCAUAUUUGGAGAAUCGCUUCAAUCCCGAGCACAUACCAACGGCCUCAGACAUUUAUAAUGCCGAUGUCAAUGUGAACGAGAGUCCUGUGCAUUUGACGCUCUGUGAUACCGCCGGCCAGGACACACUGGAUCCUUUGAGGGAACUCUGUUAUCCCGAUAGCGAUGUCUUUCUGCUUUGCUUUUCGGUGGUGAAACCGGAAACAUUUCGAGCCAUCAAAGCAAAAUGGGCUCCCAAAUUUGCCAAAACCAAGGCCGCUUUGAUUUGUGGGACACAGGCCGAUCUUCGCACCAAUUCGAAUGUUCUUAAUAAACUUCAGACAAAUGGCGAGAAAGCAAUUUCAUAUGCAGACGCCUGGGAUUUGGCAACAACAAUUGGCGCAAAAUACAUUGAGACUUCGUCAGCCACACAGGACAAAGUCAAGGAUGUGUUCGACACAGCCAUUUGGGAGGACUUUGCCACCACCCUGCCGCCCACGCCCUCCUUUUGGCGGAAACUCUUUUGCCUGGCCUGAGGAAACACGAUUCUUUAUUAUAAUAU
Messenger RNA from Drosophila serrata, 2279 nucleotides. RefSeq names its product ras homolog family member U (gene RhoU). Gene Ontology annotation, molecular function: GTP binding; GTPase activity. Gene Ontology annotation, biological process: small GTPase-mediated signal transduction. The record is from RefSeq and is a predicted model, not a curated record. NCBI's taxonomy places the organism in Eukaryota, Metazoa, Arthropoda, Insecta, Diptera, Drosophilidae.